AUGUCACAAGAGAUUGAGAUCACUGAUAUGCAGGAGUUUCAAAAGAUUAGAGAGAAGCUCUUCAAUCUAAAUAGAAACUUGAAUACUAUUAAACAAAAGAUACAGUACACAGAUAAGGAUAGACAAAGAUGUUUGAUCACUGUAAAGGAUCUCGAUUCACUGCCAUCAAGUACAAAGACAUACAAGUCUGUUGGAAAAAUGUUCAUAGUGGCCCCAUUAGAUACACUGAAGAAAGAUUUGAAGAAACAAGCAGAGAAGGAUGAAGAGGAUGUCAAAGGACUAAUGAACCAAGGCAAAUACUUAGAUGCACAGAUAACAGAGACAGAAAAGAGUCUUAAGGAACUGAUGAUCUCAAAGAAA
Messenger RNA from Acytostelium subglobosum LB1, 360 nucleotides. RefSeq lists its product as hypothetical. The record is from RefSeq and is a predicted model, not a curated record. Gene Ontology annotation, biological process: protein folding. Gene Ontology annotation, cellular component: cytoplasm; prefoldin complex. The annotation marks the transcript as partial. Gene Ontology annotation, molecular function: protein folding chaperone. Lineage: Eukaryota; Evosea; Eumycetozoa; Acytosteliales; Acytosteliaceae. The transcript is spliced from 4 exons.